This is a messenger RNA of Malassezia vespertilionis, 2430 nucleotides long. RefSeq lists its product as uncharacterized. Bases 1 to 2430 code for a protein of 809 amino acids. NCBI's taxonomy places the organism in Eukaryota, Fungi, Basidiomycota, Malasseziomycetes, Malasseziales, Malasseziaceae. The transcript is spliced from 2 exons. The record is from RefSeq and is a predicted model, not a curated record.
AUGAUAGGUAUUGAGCCUAUUCCCUCGUUUCGGUAUGCUCCGACCCAGAAAGCAGAUGGGGAUAAGAGUGAUUCCGACGACGAACUCAAUGCAGGCCAAACUUUCCGGCUACAUCCUGAUGCGAUUUCUUACGCGCCACAAUCACUGCAAACUUUGUGCAAGCACAUUCGCUCCCCUUCCGCACACAAAUCUGCUCUUCUAUGGGCAAAAUUAUUCGUCUUGCUAGACAGCGCGGAUCAAGACCCUCACUUUACCCAUUUACGCGAGUUUUUUAACGCACGGAAGGGCGAGGAAACGAAACGGGGCGACCCCCCUGCGUCACCCCAGUCCACAACCACACACGAAACGGACACUCGCUCAGAAUUAUAUUGCCAGAGUUCAUUCCGCUCCGUGCACCUGCCGAAACGAUUUCAAUGGACGCGGCGCCCCUCGUUGCCAGCCGCGAUACAAGCACUGCGCGACCGUAGCUCGGGAUCCAAGGAUGAUGAGGCGCCCCCCGUGCCAAGCAUUCCGCGUAUAUUCCGGGGUGCCAGCAGGUCUUCGCGCCGCGGGCGGAGUGCAGUGGACGAAGUGCCCGAAACAGACAUGCACGAACUGUGGGUAUCCCCCGCCGAGAACGAGGCGCGGUGCAUCCAUUUUUCUGUGCGUCUAGACUUGCACAAUGCGGGACUUGCGCCUGCUGUAAAGACGGUUUCCAAGCACCAUGGAGGAAAAGGCGAGCGAAACGCCAAGCUGGGCUCUAUUCAAAAUCUCGAGAUCGGCACGCCCCCCCAUGAUGCCUUUAUACACCGUCCAUCUGUAUCUACAAGUGGAGAGGAGCGAAGUUUGUACCGCUCGCAAAGUCGAUCCAUUAUGCAGCGUUUCCUUCGCCGACGAGACUCUACGGACGAAGUAGAGAGCGCAUGGCAGCCUCAAGAGUAUGUAUAUGACCCCCAAAACGAUGCCGCAAUUGACUCGGAUGACGAGUAUGACCAUCGCCACUCUGACCCCCAUUCGGAAUCCAUCCGCAAUAGAGACAGGCGGCGUUUCCGUAACGAAUCGAUGGGAAGCAUUGCUGCCCGGUCGCAACUGCAAGACCUUGCGCGUGUCGAUGAGGAUAUGCUCUGUGCGUCGACUGAGUUUGUAUCUUUGGGGAUGCAAAGCUCACAUGUCGACCAAGGCUGGCCCUACUCUAUCCAGGAAGGCGAAGAUUUUCUUUCUCUCUUCCGCGAGGCUGCCGACAGUAUUUUAUUGGGACAGUUUGUGAACGAAGCGGAGCAUACAGGAGAAGCCGACCCUCUCCCUGCUACAAUCCUGUACGCAAUGUCUGUCGCAUUCGGGUGGGAGGGUAUGAUGCACUUGUGCUACGGUCCCGAUAGUCUCGCCGCACGGGAACAGUCCUUUGCCGCGCUGGGCCGCGCAGCAGACAUCCAUUCGACGAUGCAGCGGAAAUACGAUGCGGUCUUAUCGUGGCGAAGCACAAUCGCGCCCUACGACAAUGAAACGAACGAUGCUCCGAGCGAUACCUUACCCCAUUCCCACGACUCGUUCCAUUUCCCCGCGGACCUGGACGAAACGAAUUCCAACGAUCCACGCAGUUCUGUCCUGGAUGGCGGGGCGUCCAGUGUAGGAAAUGCAGCCGACCCGGAGAAUGUGCGUAUUGCGCGGCAUAUCUUGGAUCGAACAUGGCAUGACUGGCAGCUUUUGUUCGAGAGUAUUCUGGGCUGGACGUCUGAGUACGAAGGCACGCGGAUCCGCAACGGCCUUGCUCCCGAGUUUGGUUUCCAAGAGGCGAACACCAUAAAACCCAUCGCGCCGCCUGGCCGGGCGAGGCAUGACAGCCGCUUUCUUCCAUCUGCAUGCGUGGAGGCAGAUGCUCUGCAUAGCACGCAUGGGUUCCGACGCAUGGCAGGGAUCCCCGCGGCGUUGCGCCUUGGGCCGACCAACGAAGAGCAUUACGAUUAUCGCUGGUCGCGCAUCAAGCUUGUCUCCGCACAAGUGGAGACGCCAUUGCUCCAAAGCAGUGCCUCGUUACAGUUCUUCACGCACCAGCUCAGUGCCGCGCAUUGGAUCACGGAGAAUGCAUGGGAAUUGCAGUAUUUGAACCAAUGCAUUUUCCAAUCGACCAUGAUUGAAGAGCGGUUCCCGCCGCCGAGCAGUGCCGUCGUGCGGUCUUUGAAUGUGUACAAGCCGCAGCCCGGCAAGCCCGAUUUGAGCAUUUCCUGCCCGUAUCCAAACACGCACGGCGCAUGGAAUGCAACGGAAUGGAAGCAGUGGCUCGGCUUGCUGCGCGAGGGCCACGUCAUUACGCCUGCGAUUGCAUGGCAAGCAUGGUGGACUCUGAUUGUGAUUCUAAACGGUGGCGAUAGGUCGGGCAAAAACUAUGACCUCCAGGUAAAAGGGCCCCACGAGCACUUUGAAAACCUGGACGCAUCCUGUGUGUAUAUAUAA